CAGACCUGCAUGGAACUGAGACUGAAUGGAAAACAGAAGGACAGAAGGAAAUAUUUAUAUCUGAAUGGAAAGAGUCAGAUAGAAAUAUUUUAAUGAUGUUUUACCAGUCAAUAGUCUUAAAAAAUUAUUACACAAAACUGAUCUCCCUGUCCUGAGCGCUCACUAUCAUGGAGGCGGAAUGGAAGCAGGGAAGGGGUUGUGGUUGUGGUUGCAGCCACAUCGACGCGGACGCUGCGACGGGUCUGCGCAGCUGUGUUGCGCAGAGAUUCACUAGCGAUGUAAGAUCAGGACGAAAGGAAGAAUUCUCCCCUGGAGUCUGUCUGACUAAUAAGGUCCACAUUGCAGUUUCACCGUGUGUACAUAUCAGAUGUCGUCAUUGGGAGAACACCAGCGCUCUGGCCUGACAAAAUAUGGACAAGCAAAAGCUGGGAUUAAUGCGGUUACAACAAUAUUGAGGCAACUUCAUGGAGAAAACUAAAGGAAUCCCUUUAAGAUGACACGCACAGACCCACCUGAUAUACUGGUAUCAACUGUGCAUCAAGACAUAAAAGUGAUUCCUAUAUCUACCCACUACAAAUCUUUGCAGCCCUCCAAACAAUGUGAUUUUAUAAGUUGCUUUACACUGGAGGACAGUCAGAGCAAAGUUAAUAAGAGGCACUGUCGAACCUUUGACUAUAAGUCAUUGGAGUACCCAAAAUCACACAAGUCCUCAAUGGAGUCCCCACACAGAAAAGCUGAUAGGCAUGCAGCCAACCCAGAUGUUGCUUGGAAUGCCCUGGGUCGCCACCAGAGAUGCCGUUUUUCUGCUCCAGACAUUUUCAGUCACAGAUUAACUCCUCAAUCUGUGUCUGCAGAAAGGGCAAGUGAGGUACUUGUCCCUGAAAAUAAAAGAAGGACCAGGUCAAAAAGUGCCUCUCGUGUUCAGACUGGCCUCACUCCUGUGACUUUUGAAGGUUACUCAUUAUCAGGAAGAAAAGGAAGAGAGUCCCAAAGGGUUCCAAGAGAUUCUCGCUGGAGAGCUGAAGCAUCCCCACUUAGAGGGUCAUCUUAUGUAGCAACAAGGACUCAUAUGCAUGAAGUACAUCCCAUUAAGCUGCAGCCUCAAAUUGGAGACAGCAAUAGAUAUUCACCACACUAUGCUUCUGAUAAAUUUGAGGAUGGAAGUCUAGAUAAAUCAGCAACUAGCCCCCAUGUUAGGUGUCGAGUGGACAUCAAGCCCGAUGAUGUGGCAUUACAUCAUUCAGGCCGAAAACAGACAUCUGCAAUGGAAAUACCCUGGCAGAGGCAUCACAGUACUGGGAGAAGUCUGACUGUGCCACGUCAUUUCUCCUACUCCAGAACUCCAACUCCCACUGACUCAAUGGGUGCAGAAAGAAGGCAAGCUUAUCAAUAUUCCCGAAGCAUGCCCAAUACUUACCUACAACACAUGGAGCUUCCAUUACAAAGAAUGCCUUCUGCUGGUGAUUAUUAUGGUAGAGAACAUAGAGCUCAUUCCAGUCCUAAUGUGCCAACUAAUUUCUUUUAUGCAGAUGAUGUAGCCAGAUAUGUGACUGCUCCUGCUCCAAAACCAGGAUCUUUUUUUCAUGAUGAGCAUUACACACCAGGUAAAACAUACAGUCCCAAAGUACAGUAUGUGCAAGAUCCAAGGACUCGAAUAGUGCAUGCUGUAGCUACUAGACCAUAUUAUUCUGAAAUGGAGCCCCACCCUUACUCUGUGCAGUCAGGAUAUCCCAAACCAUAUGCUGAAAAUGAACCAGGCCCAUACAUCAUAAGCACACCCCCCACAAGUAUAUUGUAUGGUGAUGAUCCAAGAACUUAUCAAAUUCAGACAGCACCACCACGAUUUUAUUAUUCCAGUGAUAUGUUUGCAGUGCCCCCAGAGCACCAUGUUCCAGCAAGGGCAUACUAUACUGAAGGUCGAAGACAUGCUAGAGUCACUCAACCACAAACUGAUGACUGGUAUGGUUCUGAUGCAUCUGGUUAUUCUACUAAUCCAGCCUCCUAUGUGUCGCAGAUCACUCCAACCAGAGUCCGGCAAGAGCCUGUACUAACUCCAUGGUAUACCAAUCCAUGUGUAGAACCUCAAAAAAUAGGAACAGAUUCCAAAUCUUAUUCCAGGUCUUGGGACAAUAUUCUCAACUCACGUGUAGAAAGAGAACAACCUCUUCCUGUACAGAGAGGUCAGAGCUAUGAUGAUCUUCUGGACUCCGGGAAGCCGCCUACAGCCACAGGUGACAAACCAAAACCAGUGGUAGUCAAUCUUUCCAGUUCACCAAGACGCUAUGCAGCCUUAUCAGUGUCUGAUAACUCACUUAUUGACAAAAGUCCAACAGAGACGUCGAAAAGUCCCACAAGCAAACUUUGGUUUGUUACUCCUGAAAUAACAAUCACUGAUAAUGACAUUAGGCCUGGAAAUCUUAACAAGGCUGAAGGACGGUCUGCAAGUUGGGAUAUUCUUAACUCUAGAAACGCUGAGGAUCUAGAAUUACAUGACUUUGAUAGCUCAACCAAAGAAAAGACACAUGAUAAUGCCUCACUUCAGCAAAGCCUUGAGCAGCUUGAUGAGCUCCUAGCAGAUCUUGUGACUGACUACAAGCCACCCAGUAGACGAACAAGUGAGGAGAUUUUGGACCAAUUAAAGAAGUUAAUUGAUGAGGAAGAAGCAGUAUCUCUGUCCAGAAAAUGCUCAAAGCCAGAUACAGAUGAACCACUGCCUCUGGAUAAGCAGCCAACUUCAAUCAAAAUUAAUCCAGAUGUUUUUCGUGACAUGGAUGGGCCAAGUGAUUCAAUGAAGACCACAGAGGAAUGCUCUCCAGAUCAAAGUCCAGAUGAGGAUGAUACAAUGAUGUGCUCCAACAAUAAGUGCCGGAGAACAGAGACCUUAUUCAAUGCUUGUCUUUAUUUUAAAUCCUGCCACAGCUGUUACACCUACUACUGCUCUCGGAACUGCCGUAGAGAGGAUUGGGACAUACAUAAAGAAAGCUGCUUAUAUGGAAGAAUUGGAAGCACAUGCCGGCAUAUUAUAAAACACUGCCGGGAGACUGUUGAAGUCCACAAAGCCUUCUCCCGUAUUGCCAAGGUUGGCUACCUUUCUCGAGGUAGGGGGGUUCUCUUCCUUGGCUUUCCAAAUCCUUCUUCAUCUUGUAGCUUCCUGCAGUAUGGCCUGAAUAGUUUACCAAUGUCUCCUACAUACCUGUCUCUUCGGGAGCUUGAAAGCUUCAAAGACAAUCUGGGGGAAUACUGUAAUGAGCUGCAAGAAGCUGGUAAAGAAUAUGACCCAAACGAAUGUUUCAUCUUGAAUGUAUCCAUUGCUGUGGGUGACCAGCUGGCCGAUGGGCCAUCGCCAAGGAAUCAAGCUCCUACAGUUAGAAAAUAUGCAAAAAUUGCAUUGGCUUCUUUUAGUCCUGAGAGAAAGGUUCACAAGAAAGAGAGUGACAUGGAAACACUGAUCCUUACACCACCUCCAGGAAUGGCUGAUAUUGACAUGGAAGGGGAGGAAGGUCAGAAGGCACGAGAAAUUUGUUUCAUCAAUAUACAACGGGAACUGAGAAUGAGAGGAGUUUUUCUACGCCAUGAAUACCCAAAUGUGUAUCAACAGCUUUGUGAAUUUGUGGAAAGCAACACAAGGUUCACACCCACAACUAUUUAUCCAAUUGAUAAGAGAACUGGCAAACAGUUUAUGUGCAUGAUCAUGGCUGCCUCUGAGCCCAGAACGCUGGACUGGGUUGGUGCACCACAUCUGCUUGAUGACAUCAUUUAAGGGCACCUUUUGUUGAAAAUAGAUGUGUAUAGAAAUACAUACAAAUUCUUGCACAUAUUUCUAUUGGUCUAGCUGUAUACAGUUGUGUGUAGUGCAACUGUAGAAAUUACUUAAUUCAUGCCUGCUUGGUCAGUAUUAUUUAUUAUUAAAAUAUUUUCUUAUCAGGUGUAGAAGUACAAUAUAUUAGUUAUUUAUUUUAACACUAUAAAAUGCUUUAAGUCAUCCACAAGUCAUUUUCUUGUUUCUACUGUUACAAGACAUUCCCCUAGGUUGGGACUGCUAAAUUCACAUAUUACUACUAAACUAACAUAUUGUUUUUUUAAUAUCUCAGAUAAGUAAAUAGUGGUUAUUAUUUUUCCUGAACUUUUUUACAUGACUGUCUACAUCUGUGAGUACAACAUACAUAUUUUCAUAUGUAACUUUAAUGGUAUGACAUGCUGGAAAUAAGAAACAUUAUUUUCUUAGCAACGCAAACACUUUCUAUGCAAGGUUAUUUCAUCAAUUAAGUACCACAUUCCUGCAGGUGUAGCAUCUGCUAUAUUAUGUAUGAUACAUACAUAUUAUUAAAAGAAUAUAUAAAGAGAUUUUAGAGACUGUAAAGUAAAGAGUUUGAUGGAAGUGUAAAUUCUUAUUAGACAUAAAUGAUGACUGAGAAAGAAACAUCUUGUGCUGCUUAAGAUAUCUAGUAGAAAAGUCACAAAAUACUUUUUAAAAUAAAAAUCAAAUACUUUUUAUUGAUUUGAAAACGUACUCUAUUGAAAACAUGGAUUCUUCUGUCUAAAGGCAUACUUGGAGAACUUCAUAUCAGCAUAACAUUUCUUUAUUCUGCUCUGUAGAAUUAGCAGAGCAAUCCUGGACUUGAAAACCUUCAGAGUGGAUGUUAUAAUGGUGCCAGUUACAAGCCUCACUAGAGGUGUUGGGCUGUACUCUUGAGUUUAAACACUGUGAAUAGUGAAAGUUAUCUAAAACAAAAACUCAACGUGGUCAAAUGCCAACAUAUAAUGCAAUUUCUUUGAAAUACAAUUUUAUGAGUUGUCCUUUUAGAUAUUUUCACAAAUAGGAGUUAUUAUCCUUUGAACAAAGUGAGCCAGAUUUUGGCACGGUAACUGUAAGGUAGACUUCUGAAAUAGGGACAGAAGAAGUUAGCUGUGAAUUUGUGCUGAUCUAGGUUUUUUACAUGUAUAAUGUCUUUAUUAGUUUUAGCGAAUCAGAGUCUUUAAUUUGUUUAUUAGGUACAAAAAUGUAAAAAGUUUAAUAAUACCGCUUAGCCAUAUUGCCUCAUUCUUUCUGUUAAUUGUGUAUUUGUAGCAUCCUAAAUCUUACUUUUAUCCUAGAGAUGAAUGGAAAGAAGGUUGUGGCUUGAAUUUGUUGUAUGUUUGAGUGCUAAUAUUCUACUUAAAUAUGGUUUACCUGACACCACAAAAACAUACAAGUCGCAGUGUAUCACAAAUAUGUAAAUUUCCUAUAAAUCACAAAUGAAGGUGGAUCAAUUUGUUUUCCUUGAACGAUAUACCUUUCUCAAUCCUCAGAAUCUGUACAACAAAGUAUGAUGAAACUUGAGGCUUACAUAUAUAUAUAUAUUUUUUAAAAAAGUUACUUUUAAUAUAAAGUACUGUAAAGAAAAAUAGCUUGGAAAGUUGACUGGCUGCAUGUUAUUUGAUUUUUCUUCUCCAAUCUCAUUUGAACAUGUUAGUAACUGCAACAUGCUUGAUGAAUGAUCCUGUGAAAGUGAUACAAAGCUGUCCAAGAUUUGUUAUCUUCAUUUCUAUUUACCAUGUUAAACAAUAAGAGACCUCACUAAAAUGUUUAGAAAAUCCUGUAAUCUUGUAUUUUUUAUACUUUCAACAUAUAUGUGUGCGUGUGUGUGUGUGUCUAUUUAUAAACCAUGUCCAAUAAAUGGAACAGGAACUGUCUUCUUUCUUUUCUCAAGGGGAUAUUCAUUCAAGUUAAGCUUUUUAAUCAGAGUAUUGGAAAAACAGGGGUAUUACAAAUGAGCCAUUUUCUUUUGUUGACCGGUUGAGGACCUCUGAUUUAAACACUAUUUAUUACAUCUGUUAUGAGUGUUAUGUCUGUACCAUGUAACCCAAAUAGUCUAAUUUGAUAUUAUUUACUCAAGAAAUUAGGCAUUUUUUCUAUGGAGAUCUAAAGAUCUGUAUGUCUUUGGAGGAACAAAGGUAUGUAGAUCUUUGUUCCUCCAAAGGGUAGGAAACAAAAAGGGAGAAAGGAAGAGAAAGGGUUUAGAGGGGAAAAAAAGGAAGUAAGGGAGAGAAAGACGCAUAGAGAAAAGAAAAGUCAACACCCUUGAAGUCUGCCUUUAGACCUGCAGAAAAAGAAAACAAGUAUUUAGUAACUAGAUUUUUAUAUAUAAUAGAAAGUUAAAUCUGACUGGAUAUCACCCAGUGAGAAAUAAAGUUCACAUCCUUUGAUGAACCUUUGAUGGCAUUUUUACUACUAGAACUUUACUGUGCAGCUUUCUUAAAAAACUGAAUUUGAAUAAUCCUCCAUCUGUGCCCUUUAUCCAUAUGACCCACUAAUGGAAGUAGAAAUAUUUAUCACUCUGUACUUGGUCAAUAAGCAGUUUAAGUAAGACAGCACAAACAAGCUGAUAUAAUGAUGAUAAAGUGUGCAUUUCAUCAAACUUGAAAUCUAAAGUGUCUAAUAUUCAGCAAGUCUAAAUGUUGAGGGUCAUAAAGGAAGAGGCCAGCAGAGGGCAGUGUACCUGCUUUUAAACAUCAAUGUUCCUAGUUACUAGAAGUUACUCCUGUGACCAACUCACUGGUUACAUCAAUAUAAUGUAAUCACACAUUGAAAAUAAUUCGCUGAUGUUUUUGCCCUUCUAAAAGUUCAGUCAUUAUAUUCCAUUGUUAGACUUGGUCUUGAUAAGCUACUGUAUGCACUUUUUACUGUAUUUUAGAAAAAUAAACCCACAAGGCCAAAUUUAGCUAUGUGUGAACAACCCAUAAUAAUCUGAACUCAAACAGAACUAAAAAAAGAUUUGCAGUUUGUUUCCCCUGGUGUUUGUUACUACAUACCAUCCAUAUAUUGCAUGUGUAUUGCAAUCCGAAUGCCACUGUUAUAAAUCCUACAAUGUCUAGAAAAAGCUGAUGAAUAGGACCAUGUUUUUUUAAAUCGGAACUCCUGCAUUGCAUUUCAAUAUUUCCAACACACACAUAAAUCUAAUGACUGCUGGACAGCUCAAUUAAGGUUAAUUUGACAAUUGUACCUCGCAGUUUGCAUAAAGGAAGGAGUGUCAUUAUUAAAAAGUACAGAAUAUAUUAGUUGCAAUCUGUGCAAUGUCAAGGAUUGACUAUCUGCAGCUUUUCAGAUGAAAUCUUCUACUAUUCUGCUCCUUCAGGGACUCCCCGCUCCAGCAUCCUGAAACAAUGACUGGCUGGUUAGCAGGCCUCUGCAGAGCUGGCUGACUAAUGAGGGAAUUCAGCCGCUUGAUUUACGCGUGUUAGGGGUUUAUCUAAAAUAUGCAGAAGACUGGCGGUGGACACUCCUGUGCUAAUUGAUAAUUAACAAGUAAAUCAUAUUCUUUUCAUUUUAUUUCUGUUUAGUUGAAGCCAAAAUAUAUGUUCCCUUUGGAACAUAUAUUUUGGCAUAUACUAUGGCUAAGAAAUAUUAAAGCAAUUUUGUUCAUGUGGUAUUGAUGCCAGGAACACAGUAGACCUCAUGAAGCGAAAUGGAACAUUUCUUACAUGAUGGAUACAGGUGCUGCAAUUUUUGUACGAACUAAUACACAUUUCUUCAGCAGAAUUUUAUACAUUCAUGUAUCACAUGUCAUAUAUAUAUGUAUGUUUGUGAAAGUAUUCGGCCCCCUUAAACUUUUCAACCUUUUGUCGCUUUUCAGGCUUCAAACAUAAAGAUCUAAAGUUUUUAUUAUUUUGUGAAGAAUCAAUAAGUUGGACACAAUCAUGAGGGGGAAUGAAAUGUAUUGGAUAGCGCUACUUUUUUAACAAAUAAACUACUGGAAUAUUAUUCGGCCCCCUUGCGUUAAUACUUUGUAGCUCCACCUUUUGCUGCAAUUACUGCUGCAAGUCACAUGGGGUAUGUCUCUAUCAGUUUUGCACAUCGAGAGACUGAAAUUCUUGCCCAUUCUUCCUUGCAAAACAGCUGGAGCUCAGUGAGGUUGGAUGGAGAGCGCUCUUCUGCUCUUUCCACAGAUUCUCGAUUAGAUUCAGGUCUGGCCUUUGACUUGGCCAUUCUAAAACCUGGAUAUAUUUAUUUGUAGGUUUUGCUUUAUGUUUGGGUUCAUUGUCUUGUUGGAAGAUAAAUCUCCAUCCCAGACUCAGGUAUUUUGCAGACUCCAAUAGGUUUUCUUCCAGAAUGGUCCUGUAUUUGGCUCCAUCCAUCCAUCUUCCCAUCAAUUUUAACCAUCUUCCCUGUCCUUGCUGAAGAAAAGCAGGCCCAAACCAUGAUGCUGCCACCAACCAUGUUUGACAGUGGGGAUGGUGUGUUCAGGGUGAUGAGCUGUGUUGCUUUUAUCCCAAACAUAUCGUUUUGCAUUGUGGCCAAACAAUUUUGGUUUUGCUUUCAUCUGACCAGAGCACCUUCUUCCACAUAUUUGGUGUGGAAGAAGGGAUGGCCCUCUAAACUUUCUUGGUGGAUUUGCAGUAGUCUGAUACUCCUUCCAUUUCAAUAUGAUUGCUUGCACAGUGCUCCUUAAAGCUUAGGAAAUCUUUUUGUAUCCAAAUCCAGCUUUAAACUUCUCCACAACAGUAUCUCAGACCUGUCUGGUGUGUUCCUUGGUCUUCAUAAUGUUCUCUGCGCUUUAAACACAACCCUGAGAGUAUCACAAACCAGAUGCAUUUUUAUAGGGAUUUGAUUACACACAGGUGGAUUCUGUUUAGCAUCAUCAGUUAUUUAGGACAACAUCAGAGAUCCUCACUGCACUUCUGGAGUAACUUUGCUGCAAUGAAAGUAAAUGGACCAAAUAAUAUUGCACGUCCCACUUUGCAGUAUUUUAUUUGUUAAAGAAGUUUAAAAUAUCCAAUAAAUUUUGUUCCACUUCACGAUUGUGUCCCACUUGUUGAUUCUUCACAAUUAAAAUUUUAGACAUUCAUACACACACACAAACGCACACGCACACACACAGAUUUUUUGGAAGCAGAUCUUGGGGUGUUGAUGGAAAUUUUGCAAACCGAGAAGAUUCAUCACAAUUAAGAAGAACAGAACUUUACAACAGUACAGUUGAAAAACCUAACAGGCAAUGUUGUUCUAGACCAGGGGUGUCGAACUCCAGUCCUCGAGGGCCGGUAUCCUGAAACUUUUAGAUGUGCCUUUGCUGCACCACACCUGAACAGAAUAAUUAGGUCAUUAAGGCUCUGGAGA
Messenger RNA from Gambusia affinis (western mosquitofish), 9094 nucleotides. RefSeq names its product apical junction component 1 homolog (gene ajm1). The transcript is spliced from 2 exons. Gene Ontology annotation, biological process: cell-cell junction organization. Gene Ontology annotation, cellular component: plasma membrane; apical junction complex. The coding region runs from base 494 to 3760 and encodes 1088 amino acids. The record is from RefSeq and is a predicted model, not a curated record. Lineage: Eukaryota; Metazoa; Chordata; Actinopteri; Cyprinodontiformes; Poeciliidae.